CUUACAGAUUUUUAAUUAUUGAAUUUUCUAUCUACAGAAUCAAGAGAUUUCUGGCAUGGAUCCACUUCUGGGUGCAAAUGCGUCAGUCAACUCCUUUGUGUUUCUUGUUAUGCUCCUCUUUCCAAGACGGGUUUGGUUUCAAAUUCUCAUUCCAGUCCCUGCCAGGGCUGCGCCGAUACCGGUAACAGUCACUGCCACAAUUCUGGGGACCAUUAUAGUUGGAAUGGAUCUCUUAAGUAUUUUGCAGGGAGACCCUCAUGGGACAUCAGCUCAACUACUGGCUGCUGCUAUUGCUACUGCUGGAUAUAUAAUAUAACUAUAAGUAUACGGAAUCGAAUUGGUUUAUAAAAUGUGGUAUACCGUGCUUGUUUCAUGUGUAUAUCUUAGCUUCACUUGGGAAAACUUGUGUUUAAAUUUGUGGUUUAGACUUUUAAACUUAUAGUCUCUUUUCUAGUGCUUAAUGUUGAAUGUGAAUGUGAAUGUUGGGCUAAAGCCUAAACUAUGUGUCAAUACUGUCAAUUGUAAUUCAGUUGUAAUUGUCAGAUUUGUCACCCUCAAUAGUUUGAAGUCUUGAAAUCGCAAGUUUAAUGUUUGAGGAGUCCAAUCCAGUUGGUUUGCCUUCCAUUAGUUUGGGUUGGU
This is a messenger RNA of Beta vulgaris subsp. vulgaris (sugar beet), 639 nucleotides long. RefSeq lists its product as uncharacterized. Lineage: Eukaryota; Viridiplantae; Streptophyta; Magnoliopsida; Caryophyllales; Amaranthaceae. The transcript is spliced from 4 exons. The coding region runs from base 56 to 316 and encodes 86 amino acids. The record is from RefSeq and is a predicted model, not a curated record.